Gigantopelta aegis is the source of this 5497-nucleotide messenger RNA. Its product is annotated as SCO-spondin-like. The coding region runs from base 288 to 3836 and encodes 1182 amino acids. The record is from RefSeq and is a predicted model, not a curated record. The transcript has 9 exons. Lineage: Eukaryota; Metazoa; Mollusca; Gastropoda; Neomphalida; Peltospiridae.
ACCAGGAUGUACUUGGAUACUUUGGCUGGUGAUGUACAACCUGUUAACACAUCGUUAACUCAUUAGAGGAAUUAACAAACCAGGGUCUACUUGGAUACUUUGGCUGGUGAGGUACAACCUGUUAACACAUCGUUAACUCAUUAGAGGAAUUAACAAACCAGGGUCUACUUGGAUACUUUGCUGGUGAGGUACAACCUGUUAACACAUCGUUAGCUCAUUAGAGGAAUUAACAAACCAGGGUCUACUUGGAGACUGUGGCUGCUGAGGAUAAGGAACUCAACGAAAACAUGGGGUGGACGGCUACUGUCUGCCUGGCUCUGCUAGUCUUCGUGGCGGCAACGCAAUGGACGCACGUGCAAGGCCAAGUUUGCCCUUUCGAUGUCCUUUUUGUGGUGGAUGAAUCCGAUAUUAUGCGUUCUUCGCAAUUCACUAAACAGGGAAAAAUCGCAUUUAAAAGAGUCAAUGACCAAAUAGUGUCUUUUCUGGCUUCAUUGAGUCAGGUGAAAUCGCCUAGCGUGGCAAGGGCUGGUUACAUCGCCAUUGGAAUGGACCAAGGAUCGCGAAAAGCUGCUCGCCAGAUCAUUGCUCUGAAUGCGGACCUGAAUGCUGUCACGACGGCCAUCAAUGCAGUCACCCAUCAAGAUAUUGCCCUCAUAUGGUCUCAGAUAUUGAACAGCCUUCCCGGUCUCAUUUCAGCAGAGUCAAAGGUCAUCAUAAUCACUGCCACCCAGGUGUCUGCUAGUGAGAGGGCAUCUACAGCUGCCACUAUGAGCGCCAUCAACGCCGAAUUCUUUGCCAUUGGUCUGCCGUUCAAGAGAGCACCCAAUUCCAUGACUGUUGCCGGACUAGAGCCACUGGCCUCCAAUGCAUCUAACAUUGCUGUAUUGCAAGGAUUCGACGACACAUCCAUCAUUAGCCAGCUGGAUUCGUUUUUGCCCAAAACCUGUCCAAAAGGCUUCACAGCAGUUUGCAGCAACAUCAUGGACGUGGUUGUCGUUGUGGAUGGAUCCUUCAGUAUAUCUCUCGACGUCUUCAACAAAACUCUCAAAACCGCACUGAUUGGUCUCACCGAUAAUCUCUUUGGCAUGGGCAGAGAUAUAAACAUUGGACUUGUUCUCUACAGUUUGGAGGUGGAUGCUAAAAUCGCUCUCACCGACAGCAUAGCUAACAUCAAGUCGAGCAUCAUUAGUCUCGUUUAUCCGAACAGUGCAACAUGGACACAUCUGGGAAUCAAGGCUGCUAGAGAGAUGCUGAUUAACACAGGAAGGACAAAUUCUACAAAGCUGAUGAUCAUCAUCACAGACGGGGAGUCGAAAUUUCCGACACAGACUAAAAGUGAGGCCACCAUUGCGAAAAACCAGGACAUAACCAUUUACGCGGUAGGGGUGGGCGUAGACACCCAGAGCGAGCUGGUGAGCGUAGCGUCAACGCCAGCCCACGUGCUACAGGCAGCAAACUACGAGGAGCUGGCCAAACAGCUGGAAGCGUUUACAGCAAAAUGUGCAGUUGACGGUGCUUGGUCUGCAUGGACGUUCCAACGACUGGACCCGUGUGGUGUCACUUGUGGUGUGGGAACUCAGAGAAGAUAUCAAAUACGAAGGUGUGACAACCCAGUUCCUAGAAACGACGGUUUAGACUGUGUGGGAAGUGAUAAUCGGGAUUUUACAGAACGUUGUGAUACAAGAAUCUCAUGUGCAGCUUGGGGUUUAUGGACAUCAUACACAGAAUUGAUACCAUGUUCAGUCACCUGUGGACGCAAUGGAGUUAAAACAAUGCGACGAAGUCGAACAUGCUUCAACGAUAAUGCCGCUCGUGAUGCGUGCGGUGCUCAGUCACCCCAGUUUGAAACCAGAACUGAACUGUGUUCACGGCCCUCUUGCCCAUCUUGGGGAUCGUGGACACCGUACAAUUACGGUUCUUGCUCUGCUACGUGCGGUACAGGCAUAACUCAAAACGGCACAAGGUCGAGAACCUGUGUGAACGACAUCCCAUCUAAUCUAGGUUGUGGGGCACUGUCUCCUCAGCAACAGCAGACGAUGCGACCAUGCAGCAAACCAUUGUGUCCCAGUUGGGGUCUGUGGUCUGGCUUCCAGUAUGGUCAAUGCACUAAAACGUGUGGAACCGGCGCAACGCAAACUGGAAUACGAACAAGAACCUGUUUGAAUGACGUCCCAUCCCGACGUGGUUGUGGUGAAUUAUCUCCUCAGUCGUCGCAGCAGAGACGCGACUGCAGUCUGAAUCCUUGUCCUCAGUGGGGCCCGUGGUCUGUCUACACGGCAUACACUGCCUGUUCUGUGACGUGUGGGUCAAAUGGGAUCUGGAGAACCCGCAGCACUAGAAUAUGUAACAAUGACAUACAAGGAGGAGGAGGAUGUGGUGCUCCAUCACCUCAAGAACUGACCAGAACAGAGGCCUGUUCUACGUCCAGGACAUGUCCUUUCUGGGGAGCCUGGUCGGGCUUCACCUUCACCCAGUGUUCUGCAACCUGUGGAUCUGGUUUCACCAGGAGUGGCACACGAACAAGAAUAUGUCUGAAUAACAUCGACUCUGGACUUGGUUGCGGUGGUCCUUCACCCGACACAGACCGCCAAACACAAGACUGUGUCCUGCCAGCCUGUCCAUUUUGGAGUGACUGGACACCUUACAAAGCGAUCUCAGCAUGCUCAGUGACAUGUGGAUCGAAUGGCGUUUGGAGAAUACAGAGAACUAGAACGUGCAAUAAUGAUGUGGCUUCACGUAUGGGAUGUGGGAAAUUCUCGCCAGAUACGGACACCAAAACUGAAACUUGUUCUGCAAACAGACAAUGUCCAUCCUGGACAGAUUGGUCACCAUAUUCAUCCACAGAAUGCUCAGCUACGUGCGGUGUCGGCAUAUCUCGAACUGGCACCAGAACGAGAACAUGUAUGAAUGAUAUCCCAUCUGGAUUUGGUUGUGGAGCUAAAUCCCCAGAAGAACAAAAACAAAUAGAGGCAUGUUCAGUACCCCUAUGUCCCAGAUGGAGUGCAUGGACUCAAUACACACCAACUGGACCAUGCUCUGUAACAUGUGGUCCAGGUGGGAUAUGGAGAGUCCAGAGAACUAGAACAUGUAUCAAUGACAACAAUGCUGGAAAUGCGUGUGGCGCGCAAUCACCUCAACCAGAUGGUAAAACUGAAUCCUGUUCCUCGGGCCGCACUUGUCCAUUCUGGAGUGCCUGGUCUGGCUUUACCUAUGGAGGAUGUAGCGCUUCUUGCGGUACAGGCAUCACAAGAAGUGGAAUCAGAUCCAGAAUCUGUCGAAACGACAUUCAAUCUGGUGGAGGCUGUGGAGCUCCAUCUCCUCAGCGAGAUAGCCAAACACAGCUGUGUCUAGUACCCUUGUGUCCUAACUGGGGCGACUGGUCAGGAUACACUCCAUUAGAGCCGUGUUCAGUUACCUGUGGUACAAACGGCGUCUGGAAUACACGUAGACAACGAUUAUGCAAUAACGAUAUUCCUUCCAGAAUGGGAUGUGGUGCGCUGUCUCCCCAGGGGGAAACACGCGUGGAAUCGUGUUCAACAUCAGUUGCUUGUCCAUUUUGGAGUGAAUGGACAACCUAUGUUCCUGUCACAGCAUGUUCAGUAACUUGUGGAAGUAGUGGAGGAACCCAGACAGUGAGGAGGAACCGAAGCUGCAUCAGUGAUAUCCCCGGAGGUGGAGGCUGUAGAAAUGGUCUCAGUCAGGAGAUAAAAACGCAAAGCUGUUUUCCAAGUACUCAGUGUCCAGGUAAGAUCUUGUUUCGAACGUGUCUGCUUUCUGUUAACAUUUCUAUGUUUUUAUUUUUAUCUCCAAUAGUCUUUCCAUGCUAUACCACAUAGUUUCACAGAGAUUUAAGGGAUUGUCGUGAGAGUGCAUAAUAACCAAACAUAUUAAUGUUUAUUAUCCGUAUGGUUAAAAAAAUAACUUGUUACAUAUCAAUGUGAUACGUCCCACUAGAAUGCGAAGUGGGACGUAACACUUCGAUGUUACACGAUGACGUCAUGGAUUGGCGAACUACAACCUUACAAGAAUGCCAAUACCCAGUAAGCCCAGUUAGGUCUUGUGAUCGGUGUGUAUAUUCAGUCAUUUCCAAAGCCAGGAAGGAUUUGUGACAGGUGUGUAUAUUUAAUUAUUUUCGUACCCAGUGACGUCUGUGUAUACUCAGUUAUUUCCAGUAAGGUCGUGUGACUCACCUGUAUACUGUGUUAUUUCCAGUACUGUCAUGUGACUGGUGUGGAUACAUAGUUAUUUCCAGUAAGGUAUUGUGACUGGUGUGAAGUAAGAGUUAUUUCCAGUAAGGUAUUGUAAAUGAUGUGUAUAGAUAGUUAUGUCCAUACCCAGUAAAGUUUUGUGACUGAUGUGUAUACAGAGUGAUUUCCAGUAAGGGUUUUUGACUGGUGUGUAUACAGUCAUUUCCAUACCCAGUAAGGUCUUGUGACUGAUGUGAACACGGAGCUAUUUCCAGUAAGGUCUUAUGACUAGUGUGUAUACUGAGUUAUUUCCAGUAAGGUCAUGUGACUGGUGUUUAUACUGAGGUAUUUCCAGUACGGUCUUGUGACUGGUGUGUAUACGCAGUUAUUUCCAGUAAGGUCUUGUGACUGGUGUGUAUACAGUUAUGUCCAUACCCAGUACUGUCCUGUGAGUGGUGUGUAUACAGUUAUCUCCGUACCCAGUAAGGUCAUGUGACUGGUGUGUGCAUACAGUUACUUCCAUAUAGUUAUUUCCAUACCCAGUAACGUCUUGUGACUGGUGUGUAUCCAGAGUUAUUUCCGGUAAGUUCUUUACCUGCUGUGUAUACAAAAUUAUUUCCAGUUAGGUCUUGUGACUGGUGUGUAUAUUUAGUCAUUUCCAAACACAGGUAGGAUUUAUGACAGGUGUGUAUUUUUAAUUAUUUUCGUACCCAGUGACGUAUUGUGACAGGUAUUAUUUCCAGUAAGGUAUUGUGACUGGUGUGUAUACAUAGUUAUUUCCAGUAAGAUCCUGUGACUGGUGUGUACACAUACUUAUUUCCAGUACGGUUUUGUGACUGGUGUGUAUACAUAGUUAUUUCCAAUAAGGUCUUGUGACUGGUGUGUAUACAUAGUUAUUUCCAGUAAGAUCCUGUGACUGGUGUGUACACAUACUUAUUUCCAGUCAGGUCUUGUGACUGGUGUGUAUACAUAGUUAUUUCCAAUAAGGUCUUGUGACCGGUGUGUAUACAGAGUUUUUUCCUGUACAGUUUUGUGACUGGUGUGUAUACUGAGCUAUUUCUAGUAAAUUAUUGUGACUGGUUUGCAAACAGAGUUAUUUCCACACCCAAUAAGGACUUGUGACUGGUGUGUAAACAGUUAUUUCCAUACCCAGUAAGAUCUUGUGACUGUGUGGAUACUGAGCUAUUUCUUAACUCUCUCUCUGAUCUUCAGACUGAUCUGUAAUAUUUAGUUAGAACCAUUAGAACACAUUGAUUAAUUAAUCAUCGGCUAUUGGAUGUCAAACAUUUGCAAUUGUGACAUGUAGUCAC